Molecule: messenger RNA, 1947 nt
Organism: Aureobasidium vineae
Lineage: Eukaryota; Fungi; Ascomycota; Dothideomycetes; Dothideales; Saccotheciaceae
Source: the annotation of a GenBank genome assembly
AUGCGCGAGGCCAACUUCAGCAUCCCGAGCGCGAACAAGGCCUCGGUCGGCAUCACCCCUGCCCUCUAUGAUCGCCGCGCCCUUGAUUGCACCUCGACCCUCCCCUUGAUCAAUUCCCUCAACAACCUCACCUACCUUACUACGUCAUCCGCACGCAUCCGCGAUAUCCUCACUGUAGACGGUGGUGUUGAACGCCUGGUCUGCAUCUUGAAAGAAGGCAGGAGCAAAGAUGCCAUGGAGAGCUGGAAAUGGAACCUGGCUUUCCAGUGUGUCUUCAACAUUGGUGUCAGAGGCUCCGAAGCUGUACGAACCCGCGUUGUCGAAGCCGACAUGGUACCUGUGGUAGCAACGCUUCUCGACAAUUACAUUCGCGCCAUGGAAAAGCUGAAGAAGAGAGCCGACGAGGACGCAAGACGCACUCCGGCCAACUUCAACCCCUUUCCCAACCUUCAGAGUCCUACCCGCGCAAGUCGCUCUCCUUACCAGUCUAGAUCAGAUCGCACGCCUCGGAGAUCAGUCCCACCGCCGAUCGAUGUCUCUGUUACUGACGAUCAGCCCAUGGUCGACUCACAGCAGCCGCUGUUACGCAACACCAGACUCGAUUUUGGUCGGCACACUCCGAUGCACGACAUCCGUCCGCAAUCAUCUCCCCAGAUUCGCUCAGAGCAAGCCUCGCGUCAGACACUGCGACCAGUUCGAGAUGCUGAUCGCCUACCGUCGAUGCUGCCCAACUUGAACGCAGAGUUGAGCUCACAACCACAGUCGCCUACGACCCCUAGCGCGACGGCUCCGACUAGUCCUCGCUCUGCAGCUAGCCUCGGGCGCAGAAGACCAUCGAUCCGCCAUCAACUAUCCAUUUCCGGCAACUGGGAAGACGAACAAAGCGACGAUGCUGUUCAAGACACUUCAGAUACAGCAGAGACGUCCCCAGAGCCAAUGGUCGACAUUCAAAACGACAUCUCCAUGCAGGAUAUUGUCAACGAUGAGACCAUGCUCGAAGGAAGCGUGACUCCUGUAGCUCUGGGUGUGCCGGCCGUCGACGUGUCGGAUUCGGAUGCCUUCAUCAGCCACGCCUCAGUGCAAGACGGCAGUACUAACAACCAAACUCCAACACAAACUCAGCCCGGAUUUGCACCUGUCCAGCAACUUCCAUCAGUCGAUAUUGUUAACGCUACCCCACCAGCACUCAUGGCUCCGCGUGCUAGUGUACCCUUCGUCUCGGCUCCAGCUCCCCUUGCCGCCGCCCUCNCCCGUGACGAAGAUGUCAUCAUGUCUCUUCAAUUGCUCGCCUACGUUUCGAAAUACUGCAACCUCCGCUCCUACUUCCAGGCUUCACACCUCGUCCCCCGCCUCAAUAUCGAUGCUGAGUUGACCACACUGGAUGCCGACUACGACCCUUCGGUUCCUUUUACUGGUCCCUCUCAAGAGGAGCUCGAAGAGGCUUGGGACAAUGAGUUUGUCGAACAACCCGCAUACAACAUUUUCCCCUUGAUCGAGAAAUUUACUGUGCGUUGUUCAAGCUCUCGCCAAUCCCUGCUACCAACGUCGGCACAACAGAGCGAAACUAUGCAAUACUGGGCAGGUGUCGUUAUGCGCAAUCUCUGCCGCAAAGACGAAAGCCGCGGCGGUAUCCGUCAAUGUGCAUACUGGAAGUGUGGCAAGUGGGAAGAGUACACACGGCAAUUUGCCAAAUGCAGACGCUGCCGACGCACCAAGUACUGCAGUAAAGAGUGCCAGAAGGGUGCUUGGGGCAGUCAUCGAUUCUGGUGCGUAGCAGCUGAAGAGGGCAAGGAAGGAGAGAACUCUCGGCAUCACCACCAUCACACACACUCGCAUUCGCACCAGCGGUCUCAUCACCACGCACAGGGCGAGGGAGCGGUGACGGCAGCAGCAGGAGCCUCGACGACACGAGGCGAAUCAUCACGCUCCCGCACACAUCAUUCUUGA